AUGCAUCACGCGUCGCACAUAUUGAUGCAUUGCAUCGCAUUUUGGUGCUUGAUAAACGGCGGUCGAACAGCAAGACAUGCAGUCAGUCCAGAUAUACUUGCAAAUUUCGCUAAAAAUAUAGCUUCAGUGUUGUCGCCGGCGAUAUUGGGCGAUAUACAAUUCCGCACGAAUAGAUCAAUUUUGAAAUCCAGUCUGAACGUACCCACUAACUUAAACGAUGAAGACCUAGACUCACCUUCAAUCCUGGACAACAUAGUUGACAACACGUCAAACGCACCUACGUAUUACGGAGCCCAGUCUUACAACAAUCUUUACGAAAACUCUCCUGAAGAAUUCCAAGGAAAUCCCGAAGUGAACGAACCACUCGAAGGAUCUCUACGAGAUGAGCCGUACCUGCGUCAACAGCAACCGAACUUUUAUAGACCUUACGAUUUCUCAGCGAACAGCGAUAAUCUCGAAGUGACUGAAAAGCCUGAUAUCGAGCCAUCGCUCGGCAACAUCGAGGGGUCAGCCACCAAUCUGUAUUCAUCUUAUCACGACACCGGUUUUGAUAAAGCAGCUUUCGCUCAGGGGCCCUUCGGGCCUAAAUCCCUCGCAGGCUUUCAUGGAUUCGGGCACUACGGAGAUUUUCACGGACACCAUCAUCAUCAUCAUCAUCAUCAUCCAUAUGGAGAUGAACCAGCAGACUCGGGAGAGAACAACGGAACCGAUCAUCAAGGUUACGGUCGACCCUACGGCUUCGGCCCUCACGGCCAUCAUCCCUAUUCUUCGUUUCCUUACGGAAAUCACGGUCCUUUUUACGGGCCCUAUGGUCGAAAUAAUUCUUCGGAAAACGGGCGGAACAGACCUUACGGGCCUUACUACGAUGGUCCCGACUUCUACGGACCUCCUGGUUACGGUCACCACCAUGGCCAUGGCAAUGGUAAUAAUAAUAAUAAUAAUAAUAAUAAUAGUAACAGACAAACCGAAGAACCAGCCGAGAAUGGCGAUGAAAAUAAUUCGACAAGAAACGGCCACCCGCAUCAUUAUGGGCCUCCUUUGUUCAAGCCGCUCCUGGGAGCCUUUCAUCUUCACGGCCUACCAUCCCCCUUCAACUUGCUGCCCUACGACCAUUUCCACGGGGUCUUCAAGGGCGGCCCUGUGGUCGGGGUUGGCCACAUUGGUUAUCCUACAUAUGUCGGUCCUUAUCCGAUUGGCUUUCCAUUUCAUCAUUCUUAUGGGCCUUUCUUUUACGGUAAGAAGUAUUUGCCGCCGAAGGGCAAGCCCUCCGACUCUGGCGAAUCCGGCGAGUCUACGGAAGCACCAGCAGCAGCCGGAGAGCUUGCGGAAAAUGCGACUCCCGAACGGAUCACCGCAGGCAAUCAAGAAGUGAUAGCGCCGGCUUCUAGCUCGAAUCGAAGAUACAAGAUAUCGGGACAGAACGGCCGGAAACAGAUCAGUAUGGCUAAUUCGGCGAGCCGAAAGGCCUGA
Messenger RNA from Nylanderia fulva, 1470 nucleotides. RefSeq lists its product as uncharacterized. The record is from RefSeq and is a predicted model, not a curated record. NCBI's taxonomy places the organism in Eukaryota, Metazoa, Arthropoda, Insecta, Hymenoptera, Formicidae.